This is a messenger RNA of Macaca mulatta (Rhesus monkey), 1299 nucleotides long. The record is from RefSeq and is a predicted model, not a curated record. Lineage: Eukaryota; Metazoa; Chordata; Mammalia; Primates; Cercopithecidae.
CGUUUCAAAAAAAAAAGAAAAGAGAAAAGUGAGAGAUUGGAUUGUAAAUGUUGCUUUUGUCCUAAAGGUAAUGACAACUCACAUUUACUGACUGCAUUUGCCAGACAUGGCUGUAAACAUUUCAAGUUAAUCUUCUUUAUAACCUAUGUGGAUAGGUACCAAUUUUAUUAACCCCUUCUCUAUAGACAAGGAAACAAGCACAGAAUAAGUCAGCAUAUGCAACCAGCGUCCAAGUCCUGGUAGUCAAGGGAGGAGAGUGAUUCAAGAAUGAGGGAAUAAUCAGUGCAGCAAUGAAAAUUGAAGGCCAAGUUUCAUAAGAGCUGAAAAUCCCCAUUGGAUUUGGCACUUGGAUCACUGGGUUUUCCUCUGCGCAGGUCUUCGCGCGGGACCUCAAAGUACGUGCCCGCUUCCCUUCCCCCAGCACUAAAGAUAAAUCUGGCGGUCCCAGCGCGCGCGCGCGGAGCCCGCGGGCCACACCCGCCUCCUAGCAACCGGACGCCAGGCUCAGCCUAAGGAGAGAGGAGGCCACCAUGGACCAGCCAGCCGUCGCCACCGCCUCCACCACACUAAGGGAGGACCUGGUGCGUGGAGAAUCAUUCAUCACAGCCUCGAAACCAGCCCGAAAGACUUCCUCUUUUGAAAGAGAAGGAUGGUGGAGAAUAACAUUAACAAAUACUCCUAUACCUGGCACUUACCACUUGAAAACUUUUAUUGAAGAAUCCCUGUUAAAUCCAGUGAUAGCAACCUACAAUUUUAAAAACGAAGGAAGGAAAAAACCACCUCUUGUGCAAAGGAACAAUCCAGUCCUAAAUGAUCUUCCGCAGUAUAUGCCUCCUGGCUUCCUGGACCUGUUAAAGAAGCAAGCGGCUACUUACUCAUUCAAAGACAAACCACGGCCAAGCCCCAGCACACUAGUUGACAAAGAUCAGUCACUUCAGCUUUCUCCGGGACAAUACAAUGUGCUUCCUGCACCGGUUCCCAAAUAUGCUUCCAGGAGCUGUGUAUUUCGCUCAACAGUUCAAAGAUUCCCAACAACUUAUUUUAUUCCUCAUGAAGGCCCUGGUCCAGGUGAUUAUAAUGUGAAAAUACCUCCAACAAGCUCUAUCACUUCUUGUUUUCAAUCCAGAGUCCCUCGAUUCUUGCCCAGCCGUUCAAAAACCCCAGGCCCGGGAGCAUAUACAACUUUAAGACAAUUCCCUAAGCAGUCUCCGACCAUAGCCAAAAUGGGCCGAGAACAUAGCCUUUUCUUCAACAACACAAUUGGCUUUUAAAAUAAAGCAAUCUUGGCACCAAGCUCUA